Messenger RNA from Metarhizium acridum CQMa 102, 1470 nucleotides. RefSeq lists its product as uncharacterized. Lineage: Eukaryota; Fungi; Ascomycota; Sordariomycetes; Hypocreales; Clavicipitaceae. The record is from RefSeq and is a predicted model, not a curated record.
AUGGCCAGCGCUCCAGAUUUUGACGUCGUCAUCAUCGGUGCCGGCAUAUCAGGCAUCAACACUGCGUACCGCAUCCAGUCCAACUUUCCCAGCUGCAAAUAUUGCAUCCUCGAAGCGCGAGACGCCAUCGGCGGAACGUGGCAUCUCUUCAAGUACCCCGGGAUCCGGUCCGACUCGGACCUGUUCACGUUUGGCUUCCAGUGGUACCCGUGGAAUCGGAACAAUCCCAUCGCCACUGGCGAGUCCAUCCUGGAGUACCUCGCCGAGGCGUCGUCAAAGUACGGCAUAGACAAAAACAUUCGGUUCAGGCACAAACUGCAACAUGCCUCGUGGUCUACAGAAUACCAAGAAUGGACACUGUCAGUAGCCCGAGGCAACAAAGCCACCUCCAUCUCGUCUCGGUUUGUCGUCUUUGGCACCGGAUACUACGACUACGGCACGCCGCUGCAAACCCACAUUCCCGGCCUCGACAGCUUCGCAGGACAAGUGGUCCAUCCCCAGUUCUGGCCCGACAAGCUGGACUACGCCGGCAAAAAGGUCGUCGUCAUCGGCUCAGGCGCCACCGCCGUCACCCUCCUACCCAAACUCGCCGAAAAGGCCAGGCUGGCAACCAUGCUCCAGCGAAGCCCGACGUACAUUGUCGCGCUGCCCAACCGCUCAGCAAGCUCCUUGGUCGACUAUAUUCUUCCCCGCGCCGUCGCGCUGCGGCUGAAACGGUUGCGCUGGAUCAUCACGUCCCGCCUCUUCUUCCUGUUCUGCAGAUCCUUCCCCUCGGCCGCAAGAUGGCUGUUUAGACGCGGGACCCUGCGCCUCCUACCGACCACCAUGUCCUUUGACCCUCACUUCAACCCCAAGUACGACCCUUGGGCGCAGCGGCUAUGUGUCUGCCCAGACGGCGACUUCUACAAGGCCCUGCACACGGGACACGCCGACGUGGUCACUGGCACCAUCAAGUCCGUCACGUCUGCUGGCAUCCAACUCAACUCGGGCGGCUUCCUAGACGCCGACAUCAUCGUCACAGCGACAGGCCUAAAAGUCCAGCUCGGCGGCGGCGCGACGCUAGACGUGGACGGCGAGCCGGGGGCCCCGGCGGACAAGUUCAUGUGGAGGGGCGCCAUGUUGCAGGAUGUCCCCAAUGCCUUCUUCGUCAUGGGGUACACGAACGCUUCCUGGACCCUGGGUGCCGACGCGACUGCUACCUUGGUCGUGCGGCUGUUUCGGACUCUUGAGCAAAACGGCAGCACGAGCAUGGUGCCAAGGGUGCAGAACCCCGAAGCCAUGCAGCCGACGUCGCUUCUGGAUCUGAAUUCGACGUAUGUGAAGGCGGCGGCGGGCGCAAUGCCCAAGGCCGCGACCAAAGGCGUCUUUGCGCCGCGGGACAAUUAUUUGGCUGACGACUUUCGCGCAAAGCACGGGAGUCUGGAUGGCUUGGAGUGGGUUCGGAGGGGGUGUGGGAAUGGAAAGGUAUAG